Tupaia belangeri chinensis (Chinese tree shrew) is the source of this 2457-nucleotide messenger RNA. It is a transcript of the gene PCDHB2, whose product is annotated as protocadherin beta 2. Gene Ontology annotation, biological process: homophilic cell-cell adhesion. The transcript is spliced from 2 exons. Gene Ontology annotation, cellular component: plasma membrane. Gene Ontology annotation, molecular function: calcium ion binding. Bases 186 to 2222 code for a protein of 678 amino acids. The record is from RefSeq and is a predicted model, not a curated record. Lineage: Eukaryota; Metazoa; Chordata; Mammalia; Scandentia; Tupaiidae.
UUCCUUUGGCGAGAUACCCAGCUUGAGAAGCAAGCAGGAAGAGGAGGCUUUCUAAGGCGGUCGCUACUCGGAAAUUGGGGCUCUAGGACUGACCACUUAUCCCAGUAUCUACCAGCUACUGGGAGAUUGAGUCGGCGACAACGUGAGACUGAAUCCGGUCAAGUUUGCUGGAAGACCAGAAAGCGAUGGCGGCUGGAGAGGGAAGGGCGCGCAUUCUGAAACAAAGGCAAGUCCUGAUAUUCUUUGUUUUGCUGGGCAUAGCUCAGGCUGGUUCCGAGCCUAGGCGCUAUUCGGUGGCCGAGGAAACGGAGAGUGGCUCCUUUGUGGCCAAUUUGUUAAAAGACCUGGGGCUGGAGGUAAGAGAACUAGCUGCGAGGGGGGCCCGGGUCGUUACCAAAGGAAAAAGAACGCGUUUGCUGUUGGAUAGACAGACCGGAGAUUUGUUCUUAAAUGAGAAACUGGACCGGGAGGAGCUGUGCGGCCCCACCGAGCCCUGUGUAAUGCCUUUCCAGGUGUUAUUGGAAAACCCUUUGCAAUUUUUUCAGGCUGAGCUACGGAUUAGGGACAUCAAUGAUCAUUUCCCAGUUUUCCUAGACAAGGAAAUAAUUUUGAAAAUUUCAGAAAGUAUCCCUCCCGGAUCUACUUUCCUAAUAGAACGUGCUCAGGACUUGGACAUAGGAAACAACAGCCUCCAAAAUUACACAAUCAGCCCCAAUUCACACUUCCAUCUUAAUUUACAAGACAGCUCCGAUGGCACAGUAGUACCACAGCUGGUGCUGGACAAAGCGCUGGAUCGCGAGGAACAGCCAGAGAUCAGUUUAACACUCACAGCGCUAGAUGGCGGGACUCCACCCAGGUCUGGCUCCGCCCUGGUCCGCAUUGAGGUCCUGGACAUCAAUGACAACGCCCCUGAGUUUGCAAAGCCUCUCUAUGACAUGCAGGUCCGCGAGGACAGCCCCAUUGGAUUCCUGGUAACUACGGUCUCUGCUAGGGAUUUAGACAUCGGUGCCUACGGGCAAAUAUCUUACGUGUUUUCUCAAGCCUCUGAAGACAUUCGCAAAACCUUUAGAAUAGAUACAAAAUCGGGAGAACUCCUUUUAACCCAGAAACUGGAUUUCGAAUCCAUUCAGAGUUAUACAGUAACUAUCCAGGCUAUAGAUGGUGGGGGCCUUUCUGGAAGUUGCGUGGUGUUUAUCCAAGUGAUGGAUUUAAAUGACAACCCUCCAGAACUGACCAUGUCCACACUCAUCAGUCAGAUUCCAGAAAACUCGCAGAACACUACAAUCGCUGUGUUCAGUGUUUCGGAUUCUGACUCAGGCGACAAUGGAAGGAUGAUAUGCUCCAUCCAAGAUGAUCUUCCGUUCUUCCUGAAACAGUCUGUGGAGAAUUUCUACACCUUGGUAACAGAAAGGCCGCUGGACAGAGAGAGCCAAGCCGAGUACAACAUCACCAUCACCGUCACAGACCUGGGGACACCCAGGCUGACCACAGAGCACAGCAUAACAGUGCUGGUCUCCGACGUCAACGACAACGCCCCCGCCUUCACCCAGGCCUCCUACACCCUGCUGGUCCGCGAGAACAACAGCCCCGCCCUGCACAUCGGAACCAUCAGCGCCACAGACGCAGACGCGGGCACCAACGCCCAGGUCACCUACUCGCUGCUGCCGCCCCACGACCCGCAGCUGGCCCUGGCCUCGCUGGUGUCCAUCAACGCCGACAACGGCCAGCUGUUCGCGCUCAGGUCGCUGGACUACGAGGCCCUGCGCGCCUUCGAGUUCGGCGUGCGCGCGGCAGACCGCGGCUCGCCCGCGCUCAGCAGCCAGGCGCUGGUGCGCGUGCUGGUGCUGGACGCCAACGACAACGCGCCCUUCGUGCUCUACCCGCUGCAGAACGGCUCUGCGCCCUGCACCGAGCUGGCGGUGUCGUCGCUCUUCCUGCUGUGUGUGCUGCUGUUCGUGGCGGCGCGGCUGUGCAGGAGGGCCAGGGCGGCCUCGCUGGGGGGCUGCUCGGUGCCCGAGGGCCCCUUCCCGGGCCACCUGCUGGACGUCAGCGGUACUGGGACCCUGUCCCACAGCUACCAGUAUGAGGUGUGUCUGAGGGGAGGGACUGGGACCAGUGAUUUCAAGUUUUUGAAGCCUAUUAUCCCCAGCUUCCUUGCUGAAGGUGUGGAGAGGGUUAGUGAGGCCAACCCCAGUGUCAGGAAUAGCUUUGAAUUCAAUUAAGUAUUAGUGAGUGGAGGGUGCGCUCCCAGGACUGCAGGUGAGCCACGAGAUGGUCAGCCAAUUCUCAGAGACCUCAGGGCUUAAUCAGUGAUUCUGGCACAGGAGCUGUUUACUUAUGAUUAGACCCGUUUCUAGUUCUUUUUUUUUAAAGUUUUACUAAGGGUCUACUGAGCCUAGUCUCCACUGAUUUGCAGAAAGUCUUUUUUAAAACCUCUUUGCAUAUUGGAAAUUUCUC